Molecule: messenger RNA, 2385 nt
Organism: Eriocheir sinensis (Chinese mitten crab)
Lineage: Eukaryota; Metazoa; Arthropoda; Malacostraca; Decapoda; Varunidae
Product: mucin-20-like
Exons: 2
Coding region: 140-1753 (537 amino acids)
Source: RefSeq, a predicted model, not a curated record
CCAUGGAUCCUCAUCCUCAUCAGACCAGUCAUUACUGGUUAUCAAUUCGAGGGCAUCCCAUGGAUCCUCAUCCUCAUCAGACCAGUCAUCACUGGUUAUCAAUUCGAGGGCAUCCCAUGGAUCAUCAUCCUCAUCGGUGAUGGCGGCCACCGACUCGGCGGAUGCCCAUGGAUCAUCAUCCUCAUCAGACCAGUCAUUACUGGUUAUCAAUUCGAGGGCAUCCCAUGGAUCAUCACCCUCAUCAGGCGAGUCAUCACGGGUCAUUGCUUCAAAGGCUGGCCAUGGAUCAUCACCCUCAUCAGACGAGUCAUCACGGGUCAUUGCUUCAAAGGCUGGCCAUGGAUCAUCACCCUCAUCAGACGAGUCAUCACGGGUCGUCACUUCAAGGAGUGCCAAUGGAACAUCACCCUCAUCAGACGAGUCAUCACGGGUCGUCACUUCAAGGAGUGCCAAUGGAACAUCACCCUCAUCAGGCGAGUCAUCACGGGUCAUUGCUUCAAAGGCUGGCCAUGGAUCAUCACCCUCAUCAGACGAGUCAUCACGGGUCGUCACUUCAAGGAGUGCCAAUGGAACAUCACCCUCAUCAGGCGAGUCAUCACGGGUCAUUGCUUCAAAGGCUGGCCAUGGAUCAUCACCCUCAUCAGACGAGUCAUCACGGGUCGUCACUUCAAGGAGUGCCAAUGGAACAUCACCCUCAUCAGGCGAGUCAUCACGGGUCAUUGCUUCAAAGGCUGGCCAUGGAUCAUCAGCUUCAUCAGACGAGUCAUCACGGGUCGUCACUUCAAAGAGUGCCCAUGAAUCAUCAGCCUCAUCGGUGAUGGCGGUCACCAAUUCGGCGGGUGCCCAUGGAUCAUCAGCCUCCACGGACCAGUCAUCACGGGUCAUUGCUUCAAAGGCUGCCCAUGAAUCAUCAGCCUCAUCGGUGAUGGCGGUCACCAAUUCGGCGGGUGCCCAUGGAUCAUCAGCCUCCACGGACCAGUCAUCACGGGUCAUUGCUUCAAAGGCUGCCCAUGAAUCAUCAGCCUCAUCGGUGAUGGCGGUCACCAAUUCGGCGGGUGCCCAUGGAUCAUCAGCCUCCACGGACCAGUCAUCACGGGUCAUUGCUUCAAAGGCUGCCCAUGAAUCAUCAGCCUCAUCGGUGAUGGCGGUCACCAAGUCUGGGGCUGCCCAUGAAUCAUCAGCCUCCACGGACCAGUCAUCACGGGUCAUUGCUUCAAAGGCUGCCCAUGAAUCAUCAGCCUCGACCAUAGCAGCUGAGGUCACCAAGUCUGGGGCUGCCCAUGAAUCAUCAGCCUCCACGGACCAGUCAUCACGGGUCAUUGCUUCAAAGGCUGCCCAUGAAUCAUCAGCCUCGACCAUAGCAACAGAGGUCACCAAGUCUGGGGCUGCCCGUGAAUCAUCAGCCUCCACGGACCAGUCAUCAUGGGUCGUCACUUCAAAGGCUGCCCAUGCAUCAGCCUCAUCGGUCCUGGCCACCCCGUCAGUGGCCGCACGCGGUGCAGGGGUCACCGUCCGGACGGGCUCGCCACACCGCCUCCCGUUGCACCGGAGGCUGGUGAAGGCGGGCCCGUCGUCACAGAAGAGCGAGAAGUGUAGGCCGCUGAUGUUGUCCAGCAGCCAGGCCAGCGGCAUGGAAGAGGUGAAGACUUGCUUCCUAAGCGAGGCGAAUUGCACCCUGACGGCCGCGUUGCCGUCUUUCUUGCACAGCUUCGCCAAGGGCACACGCAGCUCACCCUCGGCGUGGCAGCCUUGAAUCCCAGCGACGCAAGACCAGCCUUCCACGGGGAGCUUGACGGAGGCGACCGUACGCCUCCUCUUCAGGCAGCAGGUGGAGUCCUUGCACGAGAGCUUGAUGGAGUCCACCAGGGAGGAGCCUCGCUCCAGGGUUACCCACACGUUAAAUUUCUGUCGAGAUGCAGAGUUUCCCAUCGUUGUUUCGAUGUGAUAUAAAAAAUUUAUCCGAAUAUUGAGGAAAUCGUGUUCGGUAAUAAAAGGAGGUGCUAUGUCCAUGAAGACCGACUGGCCUCCAGCCAAUUCUUUCUGCUAUAAUCUUGCCUAGUCGGCUAAGUAGUGCAGUUCACGCGUCGGAUGGCGGGUGACAGGGCUGUUGCUAAACUAUAAAGGAAUAGAUAAAAUAUUCUUAAUUCUUUUGAAUGGCAACUAUUCGCAAAUAAAUCUUGAUAAGUAAGAAAAAAUAACCUUGCUUAACUUUUAUUUCAUGCAUAAUGCGUGGAUAACAUGCCUUGGGUUCUUCAUACAUUAGUUAUUUCCCAGAGUGUCGCGUAGGUACUCUUUCCCUCCAUAUCUGUUCCCUUUAUCCCGUGUCCGUCCAUUGCGAUUUCUUAAUUUUAGUUGCCUUUCUGCCUACUACACCCCUGGAUUGUU